Messenger RNA from Myodes glareolus (Bank vole), 2543 nucleotides. NCBI's taxonomy places the organism in Eukaryota, Metazoa, Chordata, Mammalia, Rodentia, Cricetidae. The record is from RefSeq and is a predicted model, not a curated record.
UUUCUGUUCGCUUUCCUUCCGGACCCCAACGUCUCCCGCUGUGUCUUCUCGGUCUCCCGCCGCUCGCUUUGCGUGUGUCUUGCCCGCUGCUUGGUUCCCCUCCCGUUGUCUGUCUGUCCGCCUCCGCCCGCAGGAUACCUCAGUGACUACGUGGGGCCUGCGUCUGUCUACGAUGGCGACGCUGAGGCGGCGUUACUCAAAGGGCCAUCCCCGGAGCCUAUGUAUGCUGCGGCUGUGCGCGGAGAGCUGGGUCCCGCGGCCUCUGGCUCAGCACCGCCGCCCACCCCUCGCCCAGAGCUGGCUACUGCUGCUGGCGGCUACAUCAACGGCGACGCGGCGGUCAGCGAAGGCUACGCGGCUGACGCCUUCUUCAUCACUGAUGGGCGCUCACGCCGUAAGGCUGCUAAUGCCAAUGCUGCCGCGGCCCCCUCCACAGCCUCGGUGGCGGCCCCCGACAGCGACAGUGGAGGUGGGGGCGGGCCGGGCACGCGAGGCUCUGGAUCAGGGUCCGCUAGUCGGGGUGGCACGCGCGUGGGGGCGGGCACCGAGGCGCGUGCGGGGCCAGGAGCCACGGGCGCUGGUGGCCGGCACGCGUGCGGUGAGUGCGGCAAAACUUACGCCACGUCGUCGAACCUGAGCCGCCACAAGCAAACGCACCGCAGCUUGGACAGCCAGCUGGCAAGGCGUUGCCCAACGUGUGGCAAGGUGUACGUGUCCAUGCCGGCCAUGGCUAUGCACCUGCUCACGCACGAUCUACGCCACAAGUGCGGCGUGUGCGGCAAAGCCUUCUCGCGGCCCUGGCUGCUGCAGGGCCAUAUGCGCUCUCACACGGGCGAGAAACCCUUCGGCUGUGCGCACUGCGGCAAGGCCUUCGCAGACCGCUCCAACCUGCGCGCACACAUGCAGACGCACUCCGCCUUCAAGCACUUCCAGUGCAAGCGCUGCAAGAAGAGCUUCGCGCUCAAGUCUUAUCUCAACAAGCACUACGAGUCAGCCUGCUUCAAGGGCGGCGCCGGUGGCCCCGCAACCCCUGCGCCGCCGCAGCUCAGCCCGGUUCAAGCCUAGGGCAGCGGGGCCUCCGCCAGCCAGGUCGGCUCUCAGCAAUACGGGCCCCCCAGGGAAGUCUCCGCUGGCGUCAGGGCGGAGGGGCUGGAGGGCGGGCCCCUCCUUACAGCAAUAGGGGUAGGGAGCCGGCCCCAUCCCGCCCCGCUCGCCAGGAGCCUUGCCAGCCCCUUCAAGCAAUAGGGUCCCGAGGGGAGACCCACCCCGAUACCCCUCCCCUCUCCUCCAGGGUGCCCCAGGCUUUCUCCCAGCAAUAGGGUCUACCAGACCCAGAACCGAACCUCAUCUCUUAGUUGGGUCUCUGAAGACAGGGGUGAGGUGAGGUAAGGAGCGCCCUCCUCCCUCCUCUGCGCCCCUGGAUCGCGUUGCAGAGACUCAGGUCUUCCCCACCCCUUCCCAAGCCUUCCAGGCCAAGCCUUCAGCCCGGCGUCCAGGGAGUCAGCUCCACCCGGGCAGCUGGCCGGAGGAGGAGCAGGAGAGCAGGCGGGCCACAGAGGCGUUCUGUUCAUCAGGCUUUGUAGACCUCCCGGGAGUGCUAGACGAUUUGGGGAUGGGGAGGGGCGCGGACGGCGGCAACCCUCUCCCUCGGGUUCUUUCUGGGGCCUCAGUCCGAGCCUCCCUCCUACCCUCGCCUCGCAUCCUCUGCCAAAUCCGAAUUCUUCCAGCCCGGCUUCCUGGGCUCUGUCCUCCAUAACGAAUAAUAAUGACGCAUAUCGGAAUCGCAUGAACUUAUCCGACCUACUCAGACCCCGAUCCCACCCUGCCCCGGGGCCCCCUCCCUCGCUCCCCAGGCUUCGGGUGUUGGAGGACGGAUACCCGGGCCGGCAGGCUGGCGUGCCACUGCCCUCUACACACCUCUGUAUUUGCUUUGCGGGUAAAGCCCCCUGGGGGGGUUGCGGACGCGUCGGGUUUCUUUCUUUCUGUAUUUAUACGUUUUAUUUAUGAACGGAUUGCACUCGGGUCAGGGAGGGGGCGCCGAACCCUCAUUCUUCCCACCGACGCCCGGGGCUUAGGUUGUCCAGGACCACUUCCUCUGCCCCUGAGCUUUGCCUCACAGAGGCCGGCCCUUUCCCGGAGGCCAGGCCCAGCCCCCACUCGGUUGCCAACUUUCACCCGUCUAUGCCAAAGCCUCGGCGGUGACCCUACCCCAAGGGCCCGCCCCAUUGGCCGCCGCCUUUGUGACAUCACUGCAUGCAGUCCCACCCUUCUUCCCAACCCUUCCCGGGGCUGCCCGCUCCCCUUCCUCUUAGUUAGUCCGAUGCAGACUAUAGAGCAAUAAUGCGCACUGCAUGUGAAGCUGCCGCAGCCUCUAGAGUUACUGAGAAUCAGGUAUCCCCUGCCCUACCCAUCCCAUAGGCCCCUAGAUCAGGGAUGCUGCGCGGGGCCGGCCACGCAGACUUUCUUUCCCCAUUCCCUACCCCAGGGCAGAGCCCGGCAGGCGUCAUGGUUCCAGAGGCUGGAAUGGAAUGGUAUCAACCACA